GCAGAGCUAGUGAAGAAGCGCGGAGCAGAGGCCAGCUGGCAGCCGCUCCGCCUCCCAACCCACAGGGCCCCGACGGCGGCGCCGCGGGUCUCCUGGUGUCCGAGGCCAGGCGCAUGGCGCCCGGGGAAGCACGCUGAGCAGGGGGCGCAGCGCCGCGGGCGGCACGAUGGCCCUGGAGCAGGCGCUGCAGGCGGCGCGUCAGGGCGAGCUGGCAGUGCUGGAGUCCCUGCACGCUGCCGGUCAGCUGGGGCCCUGGCUUCGAGACCCGCUGGACGCGCUGCCCGUGCACCACGCGGCCCGCGCCGGCAAGCUGCACUGUCUGCGCUUCCUGGUGGAGGAGGCCGCCCUGCCCUCCUCGGCCCGAGCGCGGAACGGCGCCACCCCGGCCCACGACGCCGCUGCCACCGGUCACCUCGCCUGCCUGCAGUGGCUGCUCUCGAAGGGCGGCUGCAGAGUGCAGGACAAAGACAAUUCUGGUGCCACAGUCCUGCAUCUGGCUGCCCGCUUCGGCCACCCCGAGGUGGUGGACUGGCUGCUGCGCCACGGCGGCGGGGAUCCCUCCGCAGCCACAGACACGGGAGCCCUGCCUGUCCACUACGCUGCCGCCAAAGGAGACUUCCCCUCGCUGAGGCUUCUCAUCGGGCACCACCCUGAGGGAGUGAAUGCCCAAAUCAAGAACGGUGCCACGCCCUUAUACCUGGCGUGCCAGGAGGGCCACCUGGAGGUGACGCAGUACCUGGUGCAGGAGUGCGGUGCGGACCCGCACCUGAGCGCCCACGAUGGCAUGACUCCGCUGCAUGCUGCGGCACAGAUGGGUCACAGCUCGGUCAUCGUGUGGCUGGUGAGCUUCACGGACGUGAGCUUGUCGGAGCGGGACAAGGACGGCGCCACGGCCAUGCACUUUGCGGCGAGCCGCGGCCACGCCAAAGUGCUCAGCUGGCUCCUGCUGCACGGCGGCGAGAUCUCGGCCGACCUGUGGGGCGGGACCCCACUGCACGACGCCGCCGAGAACGGAGAGCUGGAGUGCUGCCAGAUCCUGGUAGUGAACGGCGCGGAGCUGGACGUCCGCGACCGCGAUGGAUACACAGCCGCCGACCUCUCAGAUUACAAUGGCCACAGCCACUGCACCCGCUACCUGCGCACAGUGGAGAACCUGAGCGUGGAGCACCGCGUGCUGUCCAGGGGCCCGUCCGCCGAGCUGGAGACCAAGCAGCCUGACUCGGGCAUGUCCUCCCCCAACACCACCAUGUCAGUCCAGCCACUGAACUUCGACCUCAGCUCGCCCGCCAGCACCCUCUCCAACUACGACUCCUGCUCCUCCAGCCAGUCCAGUGUCAAGGGCCGGCGCCCGCCACGCGGUGGCUCUGCUCUGAAGGCACACCCUGGAGCCCGAAGUCCCCCGGUGCUUCCCCUCCACACUGGAGCCUGUGGUCUCUCCCCUGCAGGGCCUCCCAGCACCAGAGCUGCAGACAUGCAGAGCUACAUGGACAUGCUGAGCCCGGAGCUGACCCUGGCCCAGGGCAAGAUGGAGAAAACCACAGCACCCCCGCCACCACCCAGCUUCCCUCCGCCACCCCCACCCCCAGGCACCCAGCUGCCUCCUCCCCCACCGGGCUACCCAGCCCCCAAGCCCCCGGUAGGGGUGCAAGCCGCUGACAUCUACAUGCAGACCAAGAGCAAACUCCGCCACGUGGAGACCCAGACCUUUGGAAAGGAGCCGAGCUCCCGCGACGGCCACGACGGGCUGCGCAGGCAGGACUCCGGCCGCAAGCCCCGCGCCUUCAGCAAGCAGCCCAGCACGGGGGACUACUACCGCCAGCUAGGCCGCUGUCCCCGGGAGCCGCCGGCCGCUCGCCCGGGCAUGGCGCACAGCGAGGAGGCGGCGUUGCUCCCUGGGAAUCACGUGCACAACGGCUGCGCUGCGGACCCCAAGGCGUCCAGGGAGCUGCCUCCGCCGCCGCCGCCGCCGCCCCUGCCGGAGGGCCUGAGCUCGCCGCCGCCCGCCCCGCCGCUGCCCCUGGAGGGCGCCGGCCCUGGCUGCGGGCAGCGUCGCUCUUCCUCUUCUACUGGCAAAGUGAGAGUCCUGAGGCACAGGAAGAGCACCAAGUCUUUCAACAUGAUGGCCCCGACGGGUGACAACUCAGAGCUUCUGGCUGAGAUCAAGGCUGGCAAGAGUCUGAAACCCACGCCCCAGAGCAAGGGUCUGACCACGGUGUUCUCCGGCAGCGGACAGCCAGCAUCCCAGCCCGACUCGCCGCUGCCACCAGCGUCACCAGCACCAUCUCGGGCCCGGAGCCCCACCCCCCCAGCCAUGGGGCCCCAGCCGCUGCUCAACGGCAGCCUGGCACCAGCACCGCCCUCCACUCCAGCGCCAGGUGUGCAGCUUGACGUGGAAGCGCUCAUCCCCACGCACGAUGAGCAGGGCCGGCCCAUCCCGGAGUGGAAGCGCCAGGUGAUGGUCCGCAAGAUGCAGCUGAAGAUGCAAGAGGAGGAGGCGCAGAGGCGGAAGGAGGAGGAGGAGGAGGCCCGGCUGGCCAGCAUGCCGGCCUGGAGGCGGGACCUCCUCAGAAAGAAGCUGGAAGAGGAGAGGGAGCAGAAGCGUAAAGAGGAGGAGCGACAGAAGCAGGAGGAGAUGCAGCGGGAAAAAGAGCAGUCAGAGAAGCUGCGAACGCUGGGCUAUGACGAGACCAAGCUGGCGCCCUGGCAGCGACAGAUCAUCCUGAAGAAAGGGGACAUCGCUAAGUACUAGAUGCUGCUUUCCUGCCCGCUUCCUCACGAGCUGGGGGGAGGGGGGAGGCAGCCCCCACCCCAGCCUGCCGGACCGGACGGAAGGGCUGGGGGCCACGCCGCCCUCCCCUCCGGUGCUGUAACCCCUCCCUGACCCCCCGCUCGGGCCCUCGCAUUCCCAGCGCUGGACCACGCUGGAGCGCGCCCACCGCCGCAGCCGCUGUAGUUGCCCCCAAAAAGUGCCCAAGUCGUUGACGCAAAAGAUGCUGCUUAUUUGCAUGCCUAUUUACAUACAUUUGCAUGUUCGUUGAAUGUCAACGUGUGCAGAGCUCUUUCCAGCCCCGUAGGUGGUGACUUUAUUCUCCCGGGGGACGUGCACCGGGCUGCAGUCCCCUCCCCCGCACCCCGGAACCGCGUCGCUGGCGCAUCCGCUGGCGCAUCCUGGGCGGAGGCCGGCUUCUGCGCUCGGGGAAGGGGUUUUCCUCCCUCCCUGACCUAGAUAGGCGCCCAGCCCGCGUUUCCCAUCCCCGCCGAGGGUUUCCUCUCAGUCAUUUGUUUACCAGAAACGGUGAAAGCUGCCCGUCAGGACGGAGUUGCAGCUCCCGGGGCCCCACCUUCCUCCGGUGAGGAAGCCUGAGCGCUGCCCGGGCAGCUCCUUGGGCCCUUUCACAGCCGUGGUAGAGUCAGUGGAGGGUGAGGGGCCCCGAACCUGUCUCCGACUGCCGCCUCCCAGGUCCCCGCGUCCCCGCGCCCCCGCUGUCUCGCAUCCCCAUUAAAGCUCUCUCAGA
Artibeus jamaicensis (Jamaican fruit-eating bat) is the source of this 3515-nucleotide messenger RNA. RefSeq names its product espin. Gene Ontology annotation, molecular function: actin filament binding. Gene Ontology annotation, biological process: actin filament bundle assembly. The transcript has 16 exons. The record is from RefSeq and is a predicted model, not a curated record. Bases 167 to 2749 code for a protein of 860 amino acids. NCBI's taxonomy places the organism in Eukaryota, Metazoa, Chordata, Mammalia, Chiroptera, Phyllostomidae. Gene Ontology annotation, cellular component: cytoplasm.